Messenger RNA from Anastrepha obliqua, 4662 nucleotides. RefSeq lists its product as uncharacterized. The transcript is spliced from 8 exons. Gene Ontology annotation, biological process: signal transduction. The record is from RefSeq and is a predicted model, not a curated record. NCBI's taxonomy places the organism in Eukaryota, Metazoa, Arthropoda, Insecta, Diptera, Tephritidae. The coding region runs from base 893 to 3127 and encodes 744 amino acids.
CACAAACAGGAUAAACGAAAGGGCAAAAUGGCGUUUUUUCUCAGUGAGGAAUUUUAGGAAGAACAAGUUACAAAUUUUGUGCAGUAAAGCUUAGAGAAAAUAAAUUAUAUUGCAGUUUGUAUUAUAAAAGCUUGCAUUAAUAAAACCAUUCAUAAGGAAAUAAGUAUACAAAAUCAAUGAAAAUGUAAAAAAGCUAACCCAGUUAAGAGGAAUUUGUAGUGAAUCAUAUAUUAAACGCCCUCAAUAACAUUCCUCGCACUCUUCUCCGAAACACAUACAACAACACAGGUGUUUGUGCAAUGCACAACUAGAACUUGUCAAGUGCAGUUUUUGCAGCACUCAAGAUGAAAACAACAAAUGAAGUGACGAGGCAAUAAUUGGUGAUGAGAAAGGGAAACAUCUAAUGUGUAUUGUGGAAAGUGAAAAUUUCUGCGAGAUUUUGUUUGGACGAAUCGAUUUUUUAACUUCCUCUGAGACCGAUGCACAAAGUUAAAUUUUUAAAUGAAAAUGCAUACAAAAAGCCAAAAUACAAAAGUUUAGUCCAUAUAACAAUUUGGAAUUGAUAUAAUGUGUGAAGAUGUUUGCGACAGUAGGGCGUACACUGUUGAUACUAAUGUUUUUGUUGCAUGUUGCAAGAAUCAAAAUGCAUUAAAAAAGUAAGAACAUUAGUGACCGUAAUAACAACGACAAAUCUAUUUCGCUUCACUGGAGCGUUCAGUUGCAGACGCAUCGUGCUCGCGCUGACUGCAGAAACCAACCACUACAAUAUUGGUAGCAAAACCAUUCGGUUGAAGUUUGGAUGAUAUCCCAAUGUAGUACGAUAAAAUCUAGAGCUAAUAAUUAUUAGAAAAAUUUUUAAAAUUGGCGCAUUAAGCCCAAAUAGUGUCUAACAAUGGAAUUAAAAGUAUGGGUGGAAGGCAUUCAGCGGAUCGUGUGUGGCGUUACAGUGAACACAACAUGUCAGGAUGUGGUUUUCGCGCUGGCGCAUGCCACUGGUAAAGUGGGCCGCUUUACGCUUAUAGAACGUUGGCGCAACAAUGAACGUUUGCUGGCGCCGAAUGAAAAUCCGCUUAAGCUAUUGAUAGAAUGGGGUGAAUAUGCCAAUGAUGUGCAAUUUAUACUGCAGCGUUCGGAAAAUAAAAUACAACAACAACAAGCGCAACGCAUAGAAAACACUGUUGCAAGCAACACUAGCAACAAUAACAACAGCAGUACUACUAACCAUGCCACAGCUGUGAUGUUGAGAAAGCCUCUAGGCUUAAGCAAUAGCAAUAAUAAUAAUACUAGUAAUAGUCAUAGUAAUAUCAACAACAAUAAUAACAACACAACUAGCAGUAAUUAUAAUCAACAGCAAGUAAAGUCUCCACACUUGUCCGAAUUAAACUCGAAUUUGAAUAUAUCGCCACACCUAGAAAUAUCACGAGAAUUGAAAAAGAAAAGUUUUGGACCUCAUGAUGUUAAACACAUUGAAAACAUUGGAAUUGUUAAGGGUAUUCCACAGCGUCCUAAUAACAGUAAAAUUAAUAGUACCAACAAUAAUAAUAAUAAUGUAAACAACCAACAACAUGUGCCGCUCCAAAAAUCACCCACACCCACAAGCUCUCCACUUUCUCCUCACGACGCGCGCAUCUCACGUUCACCCAAUUCAACAGCAGACAACAAUAACUCUUCGCCAUUGCCGCAGCUCAUACCGCGCCAUGAGAAAUCCCAUUCAAAUCCCACUGAAAUGUCCCGAACGCAUGCUCACACUUUUUCCGACGGUGCCGGAUUUUUUAACGAUUCGCAGCACACAAACAGUGACACCAACAAUAACAAUAAUAUAUAUCAUCAAUUAGGUACGCAGACUAGCAAAUCAAUCAAUGAAAUCAAUUUGGCUGUUGUGCGAGAAUCGCUUGAUCGUCGCAUAGCCGCAGACAGUCCGGAUGUGCUGUAUGCUACACCGCACAGCAAAAACUUCAAUAGCAGCGGCAACCAUCAGCACAAUAAUAACAAUAGCAGCAACAGUUGUAGCAGCAGUAGCAGCGAAAAUCUCCUCGAUAUCUACAAUGGUAAUGUUAAUCGUAGUGGCGGUGACAUGCCGCCAGAUUUAUUGUAUAAAAAUGCACCGACAAUAUCGGCGAACGGCGCACUAGUUCCACCACCCUACCGUGAUCCUCCGCCACCGCGCAAUAGCCCCUUGCAAUUGCAGCAACAUCAACUUCAUACUCAGCAAAUGUCAUCAGCUGGACUGGGUUCUGCAGUGGUGAAUAGUUAUAACCAAGAUUACAACAACACUAGCGAUUACGACGUGGAGCAUUUGAGCGGCAGUAGCAACGGUGUAGGAGUAAGGGAAGGUUGUGGCAGUGUCGGCAGUAUAGAGGAGAGCGAAAGUAUAUUUCAGGCAACCCAAUACAAUGAUUUGAUGCAGUUGAUCAAAUUUCAACGAGAAAAGAUUUCGGCGCAACAACUGGAGUUGAGUAAAUACGAUGCCGAGAUAAUUUAUUUGGAGAACAAAGAACGUGAUCAAGCGCAAGAGCUUGAAGCGAUUUCUCGUGAAAUUACUAAAGCCGAUCAGAUCUUUCGACAGGGGAGUGAGCAGUUGCAAACCCUACAGUAUGUUGAGGAAGAGAAUGAACUAGUGAAGCAGCAGGAGAAGACUUUGAAAUCUGAAAUUGCUUUGCUACGUUCCAAAUUGGCUAAUUGCGAAACUGAAUUGCUGCAGUGCAAGAACAAGAUUCGCCUGUUGAUGAACGAUAUUGAAGUGGAGCAGCGGAGUAAUGUGACUAAACAGAAGGCGAAUCGUCAAAAUGUUGAGCGUGACUUUCUCAUGGAAAUGGAGCGCAUACAAAGCGAAAUCGACCAGGCUAUACACAACACGGACACGUCCAAUAAAACUGCAGAAAAUUUGAAGAAAGAAAUCUUAUUAAUUGAGAAUGCAAUAACAGAAAAGAAGCGUCAGGUGGAACAAUUGGUCAACGAAAUGAAAGAAGUAAAUUUGCAAAGUCUGACGGUCACUACGUCCGAAGAAAUUAAGCAUUUUAUGGAAGGUUCCAAUAAACCCGGCAGUAGUCGUCGCAUAAUCGGCUCACCUAGGCAGUUGGAAAAUGCGGUACCCACCAGCAAAAAUCCGCAUGGUGUUUGGGUUUAAUUGUAAGGCGCAGUAGAAAAUUACUAUUCUGAAAUUAUUCUUAUAAAAAAAUUUAUAAUUGAGGAAAUAAUCCAUGCGGGAAAUAUGAAAUGCGCAAGACGAAAGUAAGCGAAAUUAAAUGAUAAAAAUUGAGCGCUUUGAAAAUUUCAAAAAAUACAUUUUUUCGAAGACGUUAUUCGACAGUUAGUGACUAGCGCACGUUUAUUGCUCUAUCAUUUAAUUGUUUUUCAAGCCGAGAUACAAAUUAUUGUAAAUCGCAACAUUUUAAGAGCAACAACGACAACAAUGUGCAUAUCAAAAACACAAAAAUACUUGUGUUACUAAAUAUGCUGCUGAACUACAGACGAAUUAUAAUGAAACGAACUAAAUUUAGAAACUCAACUGCACAUUUUUUACAUAUCUUGCAAACAAGGAAAUACAUAUACACCCAUUUGAAAUACAUUAUUCAAAAAUUUAUUAAGGCAACUAUUUCAAAGCCACUUUUUAUGGUGUAUCAUAUUUAAAAUAUGUACUUAACAUAAAUAAUCGUAUGUAUGGAAAGAAAGUUCAAGAAAUUUGUAUUUUCGACUAAAGUUCACAAUUAAAGAUCUCUGUUGAAACUUUAAAUGUUACAAAACAGUUAUAAGUAAUUUGUUAAUACAUAUAAACCCAACCCGAUACUAUAAUUCUUAUGCCACAAUAAGCGUAUGAAAAUUUUCAAAAAGAAAUUUUGCUGCUUUAGACUUACUUAGAGUGAUCUAUUUUCUUAUGAUUAUAAAUAUAAACAAAAUUAUAAGUGUUUUAAUGUGCAAUUCAAACACUUUGCAGCUUAAGACUAUAACAACGCAUUCCAUUUUGUUGAAUUUUACAACAACUACUGCUGCAUAUUUUAACAUUCCAAUAUUUUUUAGAAUAUUUUUUUAGCUUAAACUGCCUUUUUUAACCAAGUCAAGUAUGAUUUAAGUUUAUUACAAUAAUAUGUUUCGUAGGCGAUUUUAUAUUUAAUUUUAAAAAUUUUAUAGUUUAGUAAAAAGACUUGAGAGUGCAAAUUUACCCACGAAAAUUAAUAUGUUAAAAACAAAAGCCUUCAUUUUGAUAGAAAGGAGUCUGACAUGUGAAUGAAAAUCCAUAAGUCUAUUUAGUUUACAAUUUACAUAUUGAGUUACUUUAAGAUAAGCUCGUGCGAGAAGAGCUUCAAUGAUAUAUUAAAUUGUAAAUUUUUAGUUUGCUAAGCAACUCAUAAUUAUUAUAAUUCUUAUUAGCUAAAUAAUUUCUAUGCAAUAUUUGUGAGAAGUAACUGAUAAACUUAAAGUUGCCCCGUCGGGUGCUGUUAGAUUAAUACUUAAAAGCUAUUCGCAACAAAUAUAUUUCAUCUAAAUAAUAGUGCUUUAAUUUUCAUGUGCUUUAUAUGUAUAAUAGUUAAGUGAACUUUCCAUUGAGCAUUAAGGAUGUUUUAUAUAAAAUUUUUUUUUUCGACGUUAAACUUUAUUUGAAUUGUUGAAAGUUUUAAUUUUUUAAAUGUGAAAAUCUCGUUUCUACAAAAUGGGUUACAUAUA